Messenger RNA from Heterobilharzia americana, 1056 nucleotides. The record is from the annotation of a GenBank genome assembly. NCBI's taxonomy places the organism in Eukaryota, Metazoa, Platyhelminthes, Trematoda, Strigeidida, Schistosomatidae.
AUGGUUCAUUCUAGAGGGACCGUUUUCUUUCUGGGACCUCACUUUGAAGCUUUUCCAGAUUGGGUCAACGGGAGAAAAGUUAUUUCUGAGGAUGACAAGGUUCUUCAACGACUACGUAUUGAUAAACGCAUCCUUAAUCGUGCAGUAUUGGCAGUAGCACCGCAUUGUGGCCGAAACCAUCAGCGAGCUGUUGCUGUGGAUUAUGGUUACGAUGACAUCGAUGGUUAUAACUGGGGUGAAGCAGAUGUUAAUAAUUAUGUGGAGGCAUAUGACUGUCGACCUCCUCCUAUAUUCAUUCCUUUAAUAACAGUCGCUGAGAUUGCAGUUUUCAUAUACUAUGCUGUAAUUCACAGUACAGACUCCGAUCCGUCGAAUGAUGUCACUGCUUCAUCUGGUGUUCCAAUUAAGAGUGUACUUAUUUAUAAUCCAGUUAAACGUCAUGAAGCUUGGCGAUUUCUGACGUACAUGUUUAUUCACAAUGGCUAUAUUCAUCUUAUCUUCAAUUGUUUAUUACAAGUCGUACUUGGUCUUUUAUUGGAAGUAGUGCAUAAAUUUUGGCGAGUUGGUCUCGUUUAUUUAUUGGGUGUUAUUACAGGUUCUUUAGCUCAUUCUGUUAGUGAUCCGUUUGUAUUGUUGGCCGGAGCCAGUGGAGGCUGUUAUGCACUUAUUGGAGCUCACUUAGCUACUGUAAUGAUGAAUUGGAGUUUAAUGCAAGAAGGAUGGCUGGAAGAUCCUUUGAACUUUUUGUCCAGUGGUGUUGUAAGACUAAUUCUUAUCAUACUACUAGGAGGCGGCGAUACUGGAUUAGCUAUUUAUGCUCGAUUCAGAGAUCCCAGUCAGGCUACACGUGUUGGUUUUUCUGCCCAUUUCGGUGGUUUUAUAGCAGGUCUUCUUUUAGGUAUAGUUAUUCUGCGAAAUUUAAAAGUUGAAAAAUGGGAGAAAGUCUGCUUUUGGGUUUCCAUUGUCGUCUAUAUGUGUUUCGUCAUAGCAGCUAUAUUAUUCAACGUUUUCUGUGUACAAAUCAACAGGUGUCCUGCUUCUGUAUGGACUACUUAA